GCUACGAGAAAAGAAAAUCAGGACAUGACUCUUCUUCAUCUACAAGCAACAGUAGUACAUUUUUGGUGGUUAACUAACAAAUUAUGUGCUUUCGGUGCACAAUAUGCUUAUUAAUUAAGGUUUUCAUCUUAACAAAUAAUUAUUUUUCUGGUUAUAGAGUUUUGUUUUUUCUUUCUUUCUUCUUCUGAAGAUGAAGAUGCAAGUGGGAGCUUGUAGAUGUCAAUAAUUUUCCGUGACUAACUAGGUGACGAAGUCACUGAUACUGUAUGUAUUAGUCGUUACUACAUAAUACAUGCGGAGUAUUGGUUACCAUGUGGAUGCAAGAUAUGCUGAGAUGGAGAAGGAUAAACUGAGGGUUUAUGUCUUGACGUAAUCGUUGAAGAGGUUGUUGAGACAAUAUGUGUCAAAGAGUGAACCAGAAGGCAUGCGGAGUGGUAGAGACCAUGUGGAAGCAAUAAACUGAGCUGGCGUGGAAUAAACUUGAGGAACAAGUUUAUACCAUGGAGAAAAGGUAAGAGCUGAACUUGGGGAGCAAGUUUAUGUCUUGAGGAAUAAGUACAUUUUAAGAAAAAGGAAAGUGUACUUAUUGAUAUGAAAAUUGUCCAUAUCCAUGUUCAUUGGAGGCUAGGGUUUCAGGAACGUGGAGAUCACUAUAAAAGAGCUAUGAGUCGUGUGAAUUCCAUAAGACAUUGGCUAUUAUUAUAGAGGAAGAGUGAAAAUCCCUUAGGGGUGUUCUUGGGUCAUGCUGAAACAGUUGCUGAAGUACUGACGACAGAAAAACAAGUUUAGGUAGAUUAGAAAUCUUUCAGUAGCAGCUGUUAGGGUGUUAACAUGCUGUGUAAAGCUGAUAUGCAAAUAUUGUAAAAGAUUGUUUAGGCGAUUUCUAAUAAAGAAAUAGUUGGUUGCUUGUUUCUAUUUUGUCUCCUGAUUUAUCUUCUGCAUUACUCAAUUGUAGUGUCAUCUUUGCACUAACAUCUUAAGGUUUAGUGAUAUAGGUACUUACGACUGUUACCCUCUUUUGCUGGUUACACAUGUUUUUGUAAUGACUUUUGAAAAAGGAAAUCUUGUUCUUGCUCUUCCUCGUAUUACUAUUGUAGGUGAUGUUGGAUGGGCAUGUGGGUUCGAGAUUGUGAUUUCUUGAGCGGCUGUUGAUGUGUGAUUUUUUCGAUAGUUGUAUAGGCCAUCGUUUCAAGGUUUGAGGGUGUUUUUUUCUUGUUAAUUUGUGGCAAUUAAGUGUUUAUUCCUCUCAUACUUUUUCAUAAAUUUUUCUUUAUUCGUUAAGUUAAAAUUUUGGUCUUUUUCGUUUAGGUCUUUUUGAUUGUUAUGUGAUUUGUUUAAAUUAUUUUCUUGUACUUUUCGUUAUUAGUAUCUUUGUUUUCUUUUGUUAAAAAAAAAAACUUUGGUAUACUAUAUAAUUAGGUGAAUUUGUGAUAUAACCUUGGUUCUAAAAAUUGUUCUAGGCUUCACCUACGCCUCCGUCUAGGCGGCAAAUCAGUUCUAUCCGAAGCGAUUUUUUUAAAAUUCGAUUGAAAUCGAUCUAAAUCGGUUUUAAUCUGUUAAAUUAAGUAAUAAUGUGAAUAGUGGUUGGUGUAUUGAUGACAAUGACAAUAUUGUAAAUAAUUGAUGAAAAUGAUAGAGUAAAAUACUUAUUUUCGUAAAGAAAAACAUAAUAAUAACAUUUUCGUGAAUAAUCCAAAUUUUUGAGGUGAGUAAGAAAAUAAAAAUUUCAAAAAAAUCAUGGAUUAGUUUUGCAUUGACUUUAAGUUUUGAGUCAAUUUUGAAAAAAAUCCCUAUAGUUUGACUAUGGAUAUACUUAAGAUAUAAAAUAAGAAAGAGAACUAAUUACAAUUUUCUAGUCAAAAAGUAUUAUCAUUUAGAUAUGUGUUAUCUGUAAAAUUGUGUUUUGGUCAUAUAGAUCCAUCCAUAUAUAUCCAUAGUCAACUAGUUGACUAUAUAUAUGGUCAACUAUGUGACCAAAACACAAUUUCACGGAUAACACAUAUCUAAAUAAUAAUAUUUUUUUACUAGAAAAUUGUAAUUAGUGACUGAUUAGAAAAUUGUAAUUAUAUUAUUCUUAAUUAGCUAUAGAUACCAUCUUAUAGAUUACCUAUAAAUAGUUGCACACAUAGAUAGAUACAAGUAAACACAAGUAAAAGUUGGUCAUAAGAUUAAUUAGAAAAACGAUGUCUCAACUGAGAAGUGGCUCUUCACAAUGCUUAUGGACAAGUACUCUUUUCAUUGCGUUAUUGUCAAUGCCGAUGACUCAUGGGGCUAAUUAUGGAGAAGCUCUCACUAAGAGUCUUUUGUAUUUCGAAGCUCAACGCUCUGGAAAAUUGCCGCCGAACCAAAGAGUCAACUGGAGAGGAGAUUCUGCACUUAGAGACGGUUCUGAUGCCCAUGUUGAUCUCACUGGAGGGUACUAUGAUGCUGGAGACAACAUGAAGUUUGGAUUCUCAAUGGCGUUCACGACCACAAUGCUAGCAUGGAGCAGUGUAGAGAUGGAAUCGGAGCUUAAGACUUAUAAAGAGCACGACAACGUCCUUGCGGCUAUCAAAUGGGCCACUGACUAUCUCAUCAACGCCCACCCAGAGCCCAAUGUUCUUUACGGACAAGUGGGAGACGGCAACUCGGACCAUGCGUGCUGGAUGAGACCCGAGGACAUGACAACUCCCCGUCCUUCUUACCGCAUUGAUGCUCAGCAUCCCGGUGCUGACCUAGCAGGCGAGACAGCUGCAGCUAUGGCUGCAGCUUCACUAGCCUUUGCCCAAUAUGAUGCAGCCUAUAGCGCAAAACUUAUUGGUCAUGCAAAAGAUCUAUUUGAAUUCGCCAAGGCUUACCCUGGGCUCUACCAAAGCUCCAUAACUAACGCAGGUGGCUUCUACCCGAGCAGCGGAUACCAAGAUGAGUUAUUCUGGGCCGCGGCUUGGCUCCACCGUGCCACUGAUGACCAGACUUAUCUCGACUAUUUAAUGGAAGAAUAUGGUACCGGAGGUCAAAGGACUAUUUUUGCAUGGGAUGAUAAGUUCGUGGGUGCACAAGUCUUGAUGGCCAAGCUUGCACUCGAAAGGGGAGGAAACACCGGCGAUAAGUUGCAAGAUUUCAAGAAUAUGGCUGAGUAUUUCAUUUGCAACUGUGUUCAAAUGGGCUCCAAUAACGUUAAGGUGACUCCGGGUGGUUUGCUUUGGUUCUUGCCGUGGAACAACCUCCAAUACACCACCACCGCUAGCUUCGUCCUCGCUGCUUAUUCUAAGUAUCUUAAAGCCGGCAACACACCCAUCAACUGUCCCAGUGGAACUUUUCAAGCUGCUGAUCUUCUUUACCACGCCCGUACUCAGGUAGACUACAUACUUGGAUCAAACCCGAAGAGCAUGAGCUACAUGGUUGGAUUCGGAACCAACUAUCCAAAGAGUCCACACCAUAGAGGAGCCUCUAUAGUGUCGAUCAAACAGAACAGCACCGCCGUGACGUGCAAUGACGGAAUGAACAAUUGGUAUAACAAUCCUGCACCAAACCCUAACGUACUAACCGGAGCACUUGUGGGAGGACCCGACGCGAACGAUGCUUAUGGAGAUGCGAGGACUAAUUUUCAGCAAAGUGAGCCUGUGACCGUCACAGUUGCUCCAUUUGUUGGUGUUUUGGCCGCCGUUGCUUGAUCUUUCUCUCUUUUGUUAUGUAUCAUAGUAAAAGUCAUAGUAAAAGUCAUGGGUUGUGAUCGUUUACAUAUAGUUUUAAUGUGGAAUAUAUGUAACUUUGUGGCUUGAUAUAAUAAAAUAAUUUUAAAUAUUUCGAAA
Molecule: messenger RNA, 3791 nt
Organism: Brassica rapa (field mustard)
Lineage: Eukaryota; Viridiplantae; Streptophyta; Magnoliopsida; Brassicales; Brassicaceae
Product: endoglucanase 12-like
Biological process (GO): carbohydrate metabolic process
Molecular function (GO): hydrolase activity, hydrolyzing O-glycosyl compounds
Source: RefSeq, a predicted model, not a curated record